Molecule: messenger RNA, 1395 nt
Organism: Neocloeon triangulifer
Lineage: Eukaryota; Metazoa; Arthropoda; Insecta; Ephemeroptera; Baetidae
Product: putative phosphatidate phosphatase
Exons: 5
Coding region: 277-1122 (281 amino acids)
Biological process (GO): phospholipid metabolic process; phospholipid dephosphorylation; signal transduction
Molecular function (GO): phosphatidate phosphatase activity
Source: RefSeq, a predicted model, not a curated record
AUGCUGGCAAGUUGCUGGCAGCAUCCUCCGUCCUAGUAAACGUCGUCAUCUCUUGGUGGCGCCUUCUCAAAGACAGAAAGACGAAAGACCUAGCGAAAGACACACAUGGGGUGAUUUACGGCUGCUGGUGGGUUGUUGUGCUGCGGUACUGGUCUAUAACAGUCAAGUUCUCGGCCGGCGCUCGACACCCGCGGGCCGUUCCUUUUGUCAGUCUUCAGAGGCCCCGUCCGAGAGAAAGGAAGAGCACGGCCGAUGCUAAUUCACCGCUAGCCCACCAUGGAUAAGGACGUGCGGGUCAUCCUGCGCCGGGUCAUCAUCGACUGCCUCAUUUUAGGAUCAGUGGCCUUGCCGUUAUUGAUUUUCAAAAUAUGGGGCACGCCGUACAAGCGCGGGUUCUUCUGCAACGACGAGUCCCUCAAGCACCCCUUCAAAGACUCGACGGUGACCUCUGAGAUGCUCUACGUCACCGGUUUUGCCGUGCCGAUCGCUAUAUUCCUCGCCACCGAGUUCCGUCACCACCAUGGCACCCGCUCCAUCGGCUCCAAGCCGGUGCCUCUGUGGGUUUGGGAGAGUUACAAAAUCAUCGGAAUCUUUUUGUUCGGCGCCGCAUGCUCGCAACUGACUACUGACAUUGCCAAGUACACCAUUGGCAGACUACGGCCGCACUUCUUCGACAUCUGUCAGCCCGACAUUGACUGCAACUUGGCUGAGAAUAAGCAUGUGUACCACGAGGCCUUUGUCUGCACAAACAGACAGGUCAGCGCCUUCCGACUCAAGGAAAUUCGUCUCUCCUUCUUAUCGGGACACUCGUCCUUCUCCGCCUACACAAUGGUCUUCCUAGUGAUGUAUUUGCAAAUGCGAUGGAAUCGACGGUUUUCGACUCUGCUGCGCCACUUUCUUCAAUUUUUGGCGCUCACCAUGGCCUGGUACACUGCCUUGACCAGGGUGUCCGACUACAAACACCACUGGAGUGACUGCCUUGCAGGGUCCGCACAAGGAGCUCUUGUGGCCAUCCUAAUUGUGACGUGUGUGUCUGGCCUGACGAAGAAGAGGCCGAAUCUCGACUCAAGCGGCAGCCUGCCGAUGGUCCAGCCGGGCACCAACAGCUCCAUAGACACCUGACAGACGAUAAAGGGAAACGGCAGCAUUUUUUAAAACAAAACAUCAAUGAACAUUAAGAACAAGUCUUAAUUAACUCCAGCAGAUUUUAAUAUUAGAAAGGGAUACAAGUGAAAGAGAUUUUAAAUAAUAUUUUUCUUUUAUUGUUAACUAAAGCAAGGCCUUAAAUCCACUCCGGACUAAAUUAUAAUUAAAUAAUUGUUAAAUAAAAAGAACUUGUUGAAUAGCGAUUAUAUAUGAUGAUAUUAAUAAAGAGGCAGCGAUAUAUUCUAUUGA